AUGUUCAGCCAGUUGGGAUAUCAAGCUCUUCCACUGGGGGACUUUGACCAUUUCCAGCAAUCCAGCAUUGGAUUCUAUGGAUCUCAGAAGAGCUUAUUUUCCUUUGGGCAUGUGCAAGACCCAUGGGGCCAGAUCCCGCAUACGAAAGGUUCCUCCCAGGGCUGGCUGUCAUGGAUUUGCCAUGGGAUUGUAACGUCUUUGGCCUUCCUGAUGAUGGUCAUCACCUUCCCCAUCUCCUCAUGGUUUGUCUUGAAAAUAGUCCCUGCUUACGAGCGAAUGAUUGUAUUCUGCUUGGGCCGGAUCCGAGCCCCCCAGGCUCCAGGCAUGGUCCUGCUGUUGCCGUUCAUAGAUCACUGGCAACGAGUAGACUUGAGGACAAGAGCCUUUAACGUGCCACCGGGUAAGCUGACCACCAAGGAUGGAGCCAUGAUUUCCAUGGGGGCUGAUAUCCAGUUCCGGGUGUGGGAUCCUGUGCUGUCUGUCAUGAUGGUGAAGGAUCUGAAUGCAGCCACCCGAAUGAUGGCCCAAAAUGCCAUGAACAAGACCCUGCUGAAGAAGAACCUGAGGGAGAUCCAGACGGAGAAGCUGCGGAUUGGGGACCAGCUCCUGCUUGAAAUCAACGACAUGACCAAGUCCUGGGGCCUGGAAGUGGAUCGGGUUGAGCUGAUUUUAGAGGCAGUGCUACAACCCUCCCAAGAGAGUCUGUCUGGACCUCUGACCAUGACACCCCCGAUCCUUGGGUUUGAAGGGCUACAUAACACCAUUCAGCAGCUGGCUACUCACUUCUUUAGCAACAGCGUGGCAGUGGCAGCAGCAGCUAGUCCUGAGACAGGUAACCAGCCUGACAGCGUGGUGACAGUGAAUGAGGGAGAACAACCAGCUCCUACCAUCACCACCACCAGUAGCAGCAGCAGCAGGAGGAAACCUAGCCCUGAGGAGUUGCUGUCAGCUCUGGAGCUGUUCUUGUCUGAGUUCUUGGUUGGCUCAGUCAGAGCUUCCUACCAGCUCAACAUCAUACUUCCGAGUGGUGCGCGGAGAACCUACUUCAUAGAUCUCACUGCAGGCAGUGGGCGAAUUGGCCAUGGGGACCCUGAGUGCAACCCUGAUGUGAUUCUGGAGAUGAUGGAAAAUGACCUGCAGGCUUUCUUCUCAGGUGAACUUCACCCUCUGAGUGCCUACAUGAGCGGGAGGUUGCGUGUCAAGGGUUACCUGAGCGUUGCCCUGAAACUAGAGGAGCUCUUCAAGGCAAUGAAACAACGUAGAUAAAGAGAGAAUGUGUGUGUGCAUGCGCACAUGCAUGUGUGCGUGUGUGAGAAGGCAGGAGAAUUGAAGAAUCUGGCAGGAGAACCAUCUAAUUGUGAAGGGAGUGAGGACUCAAGCUUUUCUAUUCUCUGUUUCAUGCACUGGGGAUAUUGAUCAUUGCACAGAGGAGAAAGAAGACAAAUCCCCUCUGUGACGGGAUCCCUCAGGUGCAGCCUAGGACUGUGGGACCGCUGUGCCCCCUUAACUCUCCAGCCUGGUCUGUCUCUCACAAUGCUUUGCUAAUGACAAGCAGCAAACCCCUCCAGGCGCUGUGAUCACUCAGCACAACCACAUGUGGAGCCCCACACCCAGCUAAAUUGCAUGAAUGCUCCCAGAGCCACUCAUGAAUUGCAGAGAAAGGCACCAGCCAAAUCCCCCCAGCUCCCAGCACUGUACCUCAGGAAUAUACCAUCUUGCACUGCUGAAGACAAGCUGUGCAAGUUUAUUAAUUGGUUUGCCACUUCAUCAAUGGAAAGUGGAUAUACACCAGCCUUUGCAAACCUGAGCAGAUUUACCAAACACUUCAAGCAAAUUCACUGGUAAAGAUAAACAGUAAAAGAAGUUUAUUGACUAAAAAAGAUAUAUUUUAAGGGGUAAGCAAAAAGUCAGAGUUAGUUACCAAAAGAAAAGAAAAUAUAAGCACACAGCCUAAACUCUCAAUCCUAUUAGACUGGGAAACAUCUAGAUUAAGCAGUUUUUCUCACCCCACUGGAUAUUGCAGUUCAUAGUACACAGGUUUCACCCUUGAAACCUGGGCUAGUCUCCUCUGUUGGCGUCUUCAGUCUUCUCCUUACUGCUUGCGGCAUAGGUGGGGGAAAAAGAAAAGGCCAAGCAUGUGGCUGUGUUCUGUUUUAUGCCCUUAGUCCAUAUGCUUGGAGAACACAAGUCCAGGCAUGUCUGGUGGGCAUUGCUGAGUCACCACUUGGCAAGGUUAAGCAAUUCCACUGGUAUGGCCUUAUACAGGUGAGUCAUUGCAUUGUAGCUCCUUUGCUGGACAAUGGUGGUUGAUGGUUGUUCAACACUUACCUGGGCAUUGGUUAUCCCCCUAGUUAUUGUCUCUGGAGAGCUAGUAUCUGGGUGCUUCCCAAACCCACAGCAUAUUUUAGUGACAACCAUACAACACAAUUCUCAUAACUUCAUAUGCACCAAUUAUAUAUAUAUAUAUUGAGAUGGAACAGUGGGUUUCAGCAGAUCUUAACUUUUCCCAUGCUACCUUACAUGGCAUGCAUUAUAUGCAAUAUCACAAUUAUAUACAAAAUGAUUAAUAUGUGGGUUACAGGGCGCUCCCCUGGGCUGUAGAGUGUCACACCCUCCAAACACGAGUGCCCUGGGGGAGUGCAGAAUGAUAGUGCGAGAGGCCACACUGAGAACCCAGCAAUGCUAAACCCAGGGUUGUGAAUUCAACCCUUGAGGGGGCCAUUUAGGGAUCUGGGGCAAAAAUUGGGAAUUGGUCCUGCUUUGAGCAGGGGGUUGGACUAGAUGACCUCCUGAGGUCACUUCCAAUCCUGAGAUUCUAUGAUUCUAUGAAAAUCCACUUGGCACAAAGCUCUGAUGGUGGGGGUUGGGUACCAAUGGGUCAGGUCUAAGCAAACUUCCGAAGGGAAGUGGUGAAUUCUGCAGGUCUCAGUACCAUCAGAACAAGCCUGGAAGCCUUCCUGAAAGAUGUGGCUUAGCCAAGCACAAAUUGUUGGGAUCAGCACAGGCGUACCUAGGUGAAUUCUCUGGCCUGUGCUAUGCAGGAGGUCUAAUGGUCUCUUCUGGGCUUACAAUCUAUGACUCAUCUCAAGAAGAGGAAAAACAUCAGGUGAAAGGCUUGAUGCACAGCUGGGUUUCAACCCACGCUUUUGUUUUUGUGGGUGCACAGAACCUCCCACCCCCACCCCGCCAAUUGGAAUUUGUGUUACUCCCUAAUUGAAGUCCACAGGAGUUUCAUGUUGUCAUAACCAUACAGCUAAGGGUAGCUUAGAAUUCCUCCUUACCUGUAAGGGGUUAAGAAGCUCAAAUAACCUUGUUGGCACCUGACCAAAAAGACCAAUGGGGAAAGACGAUACUUUCAAAUCUUGGGCCAGGGGGAAGGCUUUGUUUUGUGUGUUUUCUUGGGCAGCAGAGAAGCAUGAGGUCAGAAAAUUCCUUCUCCUAUAAACCAUCCUAAAUGUCUCUCAUGUUACAAAAAUUGUAAGUAAAAGCGAGGCAAGGCGUGUUCGAUUAUCUUUUGUUUUGCUUGUGAAUUUUUCCUUUGCUGGAGGGAAGUUUUUUCCUGUUUUUUGUAACUUUGAAACUAAGCCUAGAGGAAGUUCUGCUGUGUUUUUGAAUCUUUUGUUACCCUGUAAAGUUAUUUUCCAUCCUGAUUUUACAGAGGUAAGUUUUACCUUUUUUUAAAAUAAAAUCCUUCUUUUA
Messenger RNA from Caretta caretta (loggerhead turtle), 3699 nucleotides. RefSeq names its product stomatin like 1 (gene STOML1). NCBI's taxonomy places the organism in Eukaryota, Metazoa, Chordata, Testudines, Cheloniidae. The record is from RefSeq and is a predicted model, not a curated record. Gene Ontology annotation, cellular component: plasma membrane.